GGGCUGCGUGCGUCCGGACUCUGGGGGUGCGCCUCGGUUCCGUGAGGUGUGUGCGUCCGCCUGUCGCCCAGCCGGGACGGGAGAAUCCGCGUGUUUGGGGUAACUGGGUACCAAGCAUUUCAGAUCUGCUUGGUAAACCAGGUGUACCACCAUGCUGGCAGCAAGACUUGUGUGUCUCAGGACACUACCUUCCAGGGUUUUCCACCCAACUUUCACCAAAGCCUCUCCUGUUUUGAGGAACUCUAUCACGAAGAAUCAAUGGCACUUAACACCCAGCAGGGAUUAUGCCACAAAGACAAGAUUUGGGAGGCGUACGAAAACUCAAGAAAUCAAAGAGGCAGCAUUUGAACCAUCGAUGGAAAAGAUAUUUAAAAUUGAUCAGAUGGGAAGAUGGUUUAUUGCUGGAGGGGCUGCUGUUGGUCUCGGAGCGUUAUGCUACUAUGGCUUGGGAAUGUCUAAUGAGAUUGGAGCUAUCGAAAAGGCUGUAAUUUGGCCUCAGUAUGUAAAGGAUAGAAUUCAUUCUACCUACAUGUACUUAGCAGGAAGUAUUGGUUUGACAGCUUUGUCUGCUCUGGCAGUGACUAGAACUCCUGUUCUCAUGAACUUCAUGCUGGGAGGCUCUUGGGUGACAAUUGGUGCAACCUUUGCAGCUAUGAUUGGAGCUGGAAUGCUGGUACGUUCAAUAUCCUAUGAAAACAGCCCAGGCCCAAAGCAUCUUGCUUGGUUACUACAUUCUGGUGUGAUGGGCGCAGUAGUGGCUCCUUUGACCAUACUAGGGGGACCUCUUCUCAUCAGAGCUGCAUGGUACACAGCAAGCAUUGUGGGAGGCCUCUCCGCUGUGGCCAUGUGUGCACCCAGUGAGAAGUUUCUGAACAUGGGAGCACCUCUAGGAGUGGGCCUGGGUGUUGUCUUUGCAUCCUCACUGGGAUCUAUGUUUCUUCCACCUACCUCUGUGGCUGGUGCCAGUCUGUACACAGUGGCAGUUUAUGGUGGUUUAGUUCUUUUCAGCAUGUUCCUUCUCCAUGAUACACAGAAAGUAAUCAAGCAUGCAGAAAUAACGCCGUUGUAUGGAGCUCAUAAAUACGAUCCCAUCAAUUCGAUGCUGGGAAUCUACAUGGACACACUAAACAUAUUUAUGCGCAUCGUCAGUAUUCUGGCAGGUGGUGGAGGCAACAAAAAGUGAAGUGACUAUGCUUCUGACUUUUAAAAUACAUCAGAUAUCCUGCUUCUUUGAUAUGCACUGAUACUCAUUCAUUUCUUCAAGCAGCUUUUGAAGUUUAGAAAAUCAGAACUUGUCAACACAUUUCAAAUGUUCCAAUAAUACAAUGCUUCAGGUUGCUUUCUUUCUGAAGAAUAAAUUCAUUAGUUCUCUUCU
Molecule: messenger RNA, 1375 nt
Organism: Sorex fumeus (smoky shrew)
Lineage: Eukaryota; Metazoa; Chordata; Mammalia; Eulipotyphla; Soricidae
Gene: GHITM
Product: growth hormone inducible transmembrane protein
Exons: 9
Coding region: 152-1183 (343 amino acids)
Cellular component (GO): mitochondrial inner membrane
Source: RefSeq, a predicted model, not a curated record